Messenger RNA from Gorilla gorilla gorilla (western lowland gorilla), 5777 nucleotides. RefSeq names its product transcription activation suppressor (gene TASOR). NCBI's taxonomy places the organism in Eukaryota, Metazoa, Chordata, Mammalia, Primates, Hominidae. Gene Ontology annotation, molecular function: chromatin binding. The transcript is spliced from 24 exons. The record is from RefSeq and is a predicted model, not a curated record. Gene Ontology annotation, biological process: negative regulation of gene expression, epigenetic; protein localization to heterochromatin. Bases 312 to 4853 code for a protein of 1513 amino acids. Gene Ontology annotation, cellular component: heterochromatin; nucleoplasm.
GCUCCCAUUGGUGGAGUGGCCCGCGGUGGCCCCGCCCCCUCCCGGCCCCGACGCGCGCACGUUGAGUGGCGGGGGAAGGCAGAAGAACUGCCCGAGCGAGGAGCGGCUCCGAGGACCGGGCAGCACGUUUGGGGUGCCCGCUACAGGGCCCCCCAAGAGGCUGCCAGGUCGGGAGCGCAGCCUGAGGCCACGGGGGGAAGGGGGUGGGUGGGCUGAGAGCAGCUCGGCGGCGAGACUGGCCCGCCGCCCCUUCCCCCCACACCCGUCGACCUUGUGGGCAGAAGCUUCCCAGAGCUCCUUAGGCCGGCACGAUGGCGACUGCUGUGGAGACGGAGGCCUGUCAGCCGACGGAUGCGAGUUGGGAAAGUGGCGGCGGCGGAGGAGACGACGAGAUGAAGCAGGCGCUUCCGGAGCUUGAGUCCUCCCCACAAAAUGGCGGCGGCGGCGGCCUCAACAUCGCUGAGCCCAGCGGCGGCGCUGGGCCUGAGGAGAACGCGGGGGCCGAGGCCGCCCAGAGCCUCAGCCACGAGCAGCCUCAGGACUCCUCUGAGGCGGGCGCGGCCGCCCUGCCCAGAGGCCCCGAAGAGCCCGAAAGGCCUGUUAGGAGGAGUUUUCAGAUCCCCAGGAAGAGCAGAGAAAAGAAAGCACUUUUCCAGCCAUUAACUCCAGGCUCUCGAGAAUUUGAAGAUGUUGUAAAUAUUCUCCAUUCUUCUUACCUUGAACCAACCUCAGUAACAAAUUUUAACUACAGACGUGCUUGCUUGGUACACAAUGAGCUUUUGGAAAAGGAGUUUACAGAAAAGCGAAGAGAACUGAAGUUUGAUGGUCGUUUGGAUAAGGAACUUUCAGAAUCCUAUGCAUUUCUGAUGGUUGAUCGAUACCAGGUUCAAACCAUAUGUGAAAAAGGAUUACAUGUGGGUCAGUCCAAAAUAACAAUUCUUGGCAGUCCUUCCAUGGGUGUCUAUCUUUCUAGGUAUGCUGAUUUAUUACAAGUGAAUCCUUUGGACACAGGGGCAAUGGGUGAUGUUGUUAUUUUUAAAAUAAUGAAGGGUAAAAUAAAGAGUAUAUAUGACCCCAUGGGUGUAAAAAGUUUGGAAUCUAUGUUAAAUAAAAGUGCUUUGGACCCCACACCAAAGCAUGAAUGUCACGUGUCGAAGAAUGCCAAUCGAAUUACAUCACUUUUGGCUUACAGAGCCUAUGAGCUUACUCAGUAUUAUUUUUAUGAGUAUGGCUUUGAUGAGCUAAGGCGAAGACCAAGACACGUUUGUCCAUAUGCAGUUGUGUCUUUUACUUACAAAGAUGAUAUACAAACUCCGAAGUUUGUACCUUCAUCAAGAUCUAACAGCUUUCAUACAGAUAGAAACAUAGAUAAAUAUAACUAUACCUUGUGGAAAGGACAGCUUUUAAAUAAAGGAAAACUUUUGUGUUAUAUUUCUCUGAGGUCAGCCACUCGUGCUUUUUUGCCUAUCAAACUACCUGAGAAAUUAGAUGUUGAAACAGUUAUGAGUAUUGAUCAUCUGAAACAGAAAAUCCCUCCAGCACUGUUUUAUAAGGAAACAUACUUAGGUCCAAAUGAAGUUUUGAAGAAUGGAAUGUAUUGCAGCCUUUAUGAAGUUGUGGAAAAGACAAGAAUUGGAAGUAACAUGGAGAGUUUACUGCAAAAACUAGACAGAGAAAAACUUGUUCUUGUUAAACCUUUGGGAGACCGAGGAUACCUUUUUCUUCUCUCCCCUUAUCAGAUGGUUCCUCCAUAUGAAUAUCAGACUGCCAAGUCUCGAGUCCUACAUGCUUUGUUUCUAUUUCAAGAACCUAGAAGCAUAGUUACUUCACAAAAAGGUUCAACCAAUGCAGCACCACAGGAGAGGCAUGAGAGCAUGCCAGAUGUAUUAAAAAUAGCUCAGUUUUUACAAUUUUCUUUGAUUCAGUGUCGAAAGGAAUUCAAAAAUAUAAGCGCCAUAAAUUUUCAUUCUGUUGUUGAAAAGUAUGUAAGUGAAUUUUUUAAGCGAGGUUUUGGUUCAGGUAAACGAGAGUUUAUUAUGUUUCCAUAUGAUUCACGAUUAGAUGAUAAAAAAUUCUUAUACUCAGCUCCCAGAAAUAAAUCCCAUAUUGAUACUUGUUUGCAUGCCUAUAUUUUUCGGCCUGAAGUGUAUCAGUUACCUAUUUGUAAAUUAAAAGAACUAUUUGAAGAAAAUAGAAAACUUCAGCAGUUUAGUCCACUUUCAGAUUAUGAAGGUCAAGAAGAAGAAAUGAAUGGUACAAAAAUGAAAUUUGGAAAACGAAAUAACUCAAGAGGUGAAGCCAUUAUAUCUGGAAAGCAAAGAUCAUCUCAUUCUUUGGAUUAUGAUAAGGAUAGAGUCAAAGAAUUGAUUAAUUUAAUUCAGUGUAGGAAAAAGAGUGUGGGUGGGGACUCAGACACAGAAGAUAUGAGAAGCAAAACUGUCUUGAAGAGGAAGCUUGAGGAUCUACCUGAAAAUAUGAGAAAGCUCGCCAAAACCAGUAAUUUAUCUGAAAAUUGCCAUCUGUAUGAAGAGUCUCCACAGCCUAUUGGCUCACUUGGACAUGAUGCUGACUUGAGGCGGCAGCAGCAGGAUACUUGUAACUCCGGCAUUGCUGACAUCCAUAGGCUGUUUAAUUGGUUAUCAGAAACACUAGCAAAUGCGCGCCAUUCUGAUGCAUCUCUGACAGACACAGUCAACAAAGCCUUAGGAUUGAGCACUGAUGAUGCCUAUGAAGAGCUGAGGCAAAAACAUGAGUAUGAGUUGAACUCUACCCCAGAUAAGAAAGACUAUGAGCAGCCUACUUGUGCAAAAGUUGAAAAUGCACAGUUUAAGGGUACUCAGAGCUUAUUACUAGAAGUUGAUGCAACAUCUAAGUAUUCUGUUGCUAUUUCUACCAGCGAAGUGGGCACUGACCAUAAGCUACAUUUGAAAGAAGAUCCAAAUUUAAUUAGCGUGAAUAAUUUUGAAGAUUGCAGUUUGUGUCCCAGUGUUCCCAUUGAACAUGGAUUUCGUAGACAACAGUCUAAGUCAAAUAAUGUUGAAGAGACUGAAAUACAUUGGAAACUGAUUCCAAUUACAGGAGGGAAUGCAAGAAGCCCAGAAGACCAGCUGGGGAAACAUGGUGAGAAACAAACACCAGGUAUGAAAUCACCAGAAGAACAACUGGUGUGUGUGCCACCACAGGAGGCCUUUCCUAACGACCCCCGGGUAAUAAAUAGACAGAGAAGUUCUGAUUACCAGUUUCCAUCCUCUCCAUUUACAGACACACUAAAGGGCACCACUGAGGAUGACGUGUUGACAGGUCAGGUGGAGGAGCAGUGUGUGCCAGCAGCAGAGGCAGAGCCGCCUGCAGUGAGCGAAACCACAGAGAGGACAGUGUUAGGAGAGUACAAUCUCUUUUCUAGGAAGAUAGAAGAGAUUUUGAAGCAAAAGAAUGUUUCAUAUGUCAGUAGAGUUUCCACACCUAUCUUUUCAACACAAGAGAAGAUGAAACGGCUUUCCGAGUUCAUAUGUUCUAAGACUUCCAAAGCUGGUGUGCAGGAGUUUGUAGAUGGUUUGCAUGAGAAGCUAAAUACUAUUAUUAUUAAAGCAUCAGCCAAGGGUGGGAAUUUGCCACCAGUCAGUCCUAACGAUUCUGGUGCUAAGAUAGCAUCGAAUCCUCUGGAAAGGCAUGUCAUACCAGUUACCUCAAGUGACUUCAACAAUAAACAUCUCCUUGAGCCACUGUGUAGUGAUCCUUUGAAAGAUACCAACUCUGAUGAGCAGCAUUCCACUUCGGCUUUAACUGAAGUAGAAAUGAACCAGCCUCAACAUGCCACAGAGUUAAUGGUGACUUCUGAUCAUAUUGUACCUGGUGAUAUGGCCCGGGAACCAGUAGAAGAGACAACAAAAUCCCCCAGUGAUGUAAACAUUUCUGCUCAACCAGCUCUUUCAAAUUUUAUAAGCCAGUUAGAACCUGAAGUAUUUAAUAGUUUGGUUAAAAUCAUGAAAGACGUCCAGAAAAACACUGUGAAAUUUUAUAUUCAUGAAGAAGAAGAGAGUGUGCUCUGUAAAGAAAUAAAGGAAUAUCUUAUCAAAUUAGGCAAUACAGAAUGUCAUCCAGAACAGUUUUUGGAAAGAAGAUCAAAAUUAGAUAAACUAUUGAUUAUUAUUCAAAAUGAAGACAUUGCAGGUUUCAUUCACAAGAUACCUGGCUUGGUGACUUUAAAGAAGCUCCCCUGUGUUAGUUUUGCUGGUGUUGAUAGCCUGGAUGAUGUUAAAAAUCAUACAUACAAUGAAUUAUUUGUAUCUGGAGGUUUUAUCGUAUCUGAUGAAUCAAUUCUAAACCCAGAGGUUGUCACAAUUGAGAACCUUAAAAAUUUUUUGACAUUCCUUGAAGAACUUAGUACUCCAGAAGGAAAAUGGCAAUGGAAAGUCCACUGUAAAUUUCAGAAGAAACUAAAGGAACUAGGCAGAUUGAAUGCUAAAGCUCUAAGUCUGUUGACGCUUCUGAAUGUCUAUCAGAAGAAACAUCUGGUUGAAAUUUUGUCAUACCACAAUUGUGAUUCACAAACUCGAAAUGCUCCAGAAUUGGAUUGCCUUAUCAGACUUCAGGCUCAGAACAUACAGCAACGACACAUAGUCUUUUUAACAGAGAAGAACAUCAAGAUGCUUUCCAGUUAUACAGAUAAUGGAAUAGUGGUUGCAACUGCUGAAGACUUCAUGCAAAACUUUAAAAAUCUUGUGGGCUAUCACAAUUCAAUCACAGAAGAAAACCUUCCGCAGCUUGGUGCUAAUGAGAAUCUUGAGUCGCAGUCAGAUGCUGUUUUGACAUUAACCCCUUUGGAGCUGGGAGUUGGGAUUUCCCAACAUUAAACGUGAACACAUUUCGCAGAAGCUUUUAGCAUCGGAUUAUCUGGACAUUCACAUCUAGUGUGAGUGUUGUGACUAAGUGAACUUGUGGCAGAAGACCAAGCUUUAAGGGAUUGUGGACUUGCAGACCCUGACGCGUUAUAUUGUGUGAGUAGUGUAUAAUUUUAAAACUUAAACAAACUGUGUAUUUCAAUAGAGGAGGACUUUUUGUUUUUUAAAUGUAGCUCUUUUAGAAAACGAUGAAAAGGAUGAAGAGGAUAUGUCUCUGGAUUCAGGGGAUGAAAUCUCACAUAUAGAAGUAUGCAGCAAUUUUCAUUCAGAAAUAUGGGAGAAAGAGACCAAAGGAUCACGUGGAACAGAUCAAAAAAAGAAUACUCAAAUUGAGUUGCAAUCGUCUCCUGAUGUGCAAAACAGUUUAUUAGAAGAUAAGACUUAUCUUGAUUCUGAAGAGAGAACUUCUAUUGAUAUAGUAUGCUCUGAAGGAGAGAACAGCAAUUCAACAGAACAAGAUUCAUAUAGUAACUUUCAGGUUUAUCAUAGUCAAUUAAAUAUGUCCCAUCAGUUUAGUCAUUUUAAUGUUCUCACUCAUCAGACAUUUUUGGGGACACCAUAUGCCCUUUCAUCAAGUCAGUCUCAAGAAAAUGAGAAUUACUUCUUAUCUGCUUAUACUGAAAGCUUGGAUAGAGAUAAAUCUCCACCUCCCUUAAGUUGGGGGAAAAGUGAUUCUUCCAGGCCAUAUUCACAAGAGAAAUAACUGUAGUAACUUUUUUUUAAGAGAUUGUUGUGGACUUUGUUAACAAUUUAUAUUUCAUUCUCUAAACAAAAGGUUCUUGUUCUUUCUCCAAUGUUUUUUCUUUUAUUUAAAUCAUGAUGGCCUGUAACAGUUGAAGCAUCUAAAAAUUGAAAUAAAUAUAUAUUUUUAACAUA